GGAAUUUGAUGACGUUCGGGGCGAGAGGGGCCCGGCUGCCCUUGAUCGCAUCGAUCGCUCGCGUUGCGCGUCGCAUCGUGCUCUCCGCCAUUUUCUCGUUAAACUCUCCGCUCGGCGCUCCCUCCCGAUCCAGCUCCGCCUGUUUCCUUCUCCGGACUGCGGCCUUCGCCUCUUCUUCCUCCGACGCUGGUGUCCAUGGCGGCGAUCUCUGUUCCGUGCCCUAAGUGCUCUGCAAUCCCCCGCAGUGGUUUGGGGAGCCGAGAUUCGAGGACGAUGGCGAGUCUUUCGGCCUCGUUUCUGAAGCCGGGUCCCUCUUCGAUUCCAGGAUCUACUCGGUUUCCUUCGUUGAAGGAACGGAAUCAUGGACAUUUCCCUAUUUUAAAGGCUGUUCAGGGUACAUCAAAUUGUUCCCCUUUGGUAUCAACAAUGUCAGUCACUCAACUUCCAAAGAGUGAAAAUGCAGAUUUGCUGGAGGAAUCUUCUGGUCAACAUGGCAUGAUAGAUACCACUAUGUCUACUUUUAUGUCUGAAGUUUCAAGUCUUGUCGAGCUUGUAGAUUCAAAGGAUAUUGCAGAGUUGCAUCUAAAGAAGGAUGGAUGUGAAAUUCUAAUAAGGAAAAAAGAAGCCUUACCUCAGCCAGAAAUUGUUACUUCCCCCAUGAUGUUGCAAAGUCAACCCAUAUUUCAGCCUCAACCAUCUGUGACCCCUAUUGUCUCUCCACCCCUCCCACCUGUCCCACCCACACCAUCUAAAGCACUUCCAGCUCCAUCAGCAAAUCCUUCAACUACUGUAAGCAAGUCAUCUCUUCCAGCUCUCAAAUGUCCUAUGGCUGGCACAUUUUAUCGUUGCCCUGCUCCAGGGGAACCUCCAUUUGUUAAGGUGGGUGACAAAGUCCAAAAGGGCCAAGCUGUUUGCAUCGUUGAGGCUAUGAAAUUGAUGAAUGAAAUUGAGGCUGAUAAAUCUGGAACCGUAGUUGAGAUACUCGUCGAAGAUGCCAAGCCAGUGAGCGUGGACACGCCUCUACUUAUCAUCCAACCAUGAAGUGAUAUAUACUCGGAGUUCUGGCUGAUCUAAUACGUAUAUUCAUUUACGUACACCACUUCUUUUUACUUGGCAUACUCAUUUACGAGAAUAAUUCUAAGAACCUAGUAAAAUGUAAUCUUCCAUGAAUUGUCAGUGUUUGUUUUCACUAAAAAUAAGAAAAGAACUAUUUCUUCGGA
Messenger RNA from Zingiber officinale, 1220 nucleotides. Its product is annotated as biotin carboxyl carrier protein of acetyl-CoA carboxylase 2, chloroplastic-like. Lineage: Eukaryota; Viridiplantae; Streptophyta; Magnoliopsida; Zingiberales; Zingiberaceae. Gene Ontology annotation, cellular component: acetyl-CoA carboxylase complex. Gene Ontology annotation, biological process: fatty acid biosynthetic process. The transcript has 7 exons. Gene Ontology annotation, molecular function: acetyl-CoA carboxylase activity. The coding region runs from base 196 to 1041 and encodes 281 amino acids. The record is from RefSeq and is a predicted model, not a curated record.